This is a messenger RNA of Colletotrichum abscissum, 867 nucleotides long. RefSeq lists its product as uncharacterized. The record is from RefSeq and is a predicted model, not a curated record. Lineage: Eukaryota; Fungi; Ascomycota; Sordariomycetes; Glomerellales; Glomerellaceae. The transcript is spliced from 2 exons. Gene Ontology annotation, molecular function: oxidoreductase activity. Bases 1 to 867 code for a protein of 288 amino acids.
AUGCGUGUUGCAUCUACUUUUGUGCGCCCGAUCAUAUCGGCGACGAGACUCACAAUCAAGUCCCGUUACUCUUCUUUUCCCGUGUCCCCCACGUCUUCUGGAAAACAUCAUGUACAAACCACUUUCAACUAUUUCAAACCGCUUUCCAAGGGACAAGAGCCACCAACUAUAUAUCCCUUCAGACCUGAGACACACGACUAUAGUCGUUGGACUGAGCAAGUUCCAGUGACGGUCCAUGACAUUACUGGCGAUGAACACAAAUACUCCCUCGACAACCAUGGUUUCAAAUUCCAUCUUCACAAAACCAAGGUCGCCAACUUCGAUGAUCCCUUGGUCGUGGAGCAGGAAACUGGCGCAAAACACGUUUUUCUCUUCAAUCCCAUCCACCGGAAGCCAUCAUCAGAGCGCGGAAAAGCCGCACAAGGUCCGGUCCAGCUGGUUCAUAGUGACCUGACACCCGAGGAUGCCGUUGCUGGCGCACGUCAUGACCUAGGUCCUCAGGCAGAAGAGUUAUUGAAAGGUCGCUUUCAAGUAAUUCACGCUUGGAGACCACUGAAACCUGUCUACAAGGACCCUUUUGCAGUCGCCGAUGCUCGUUCCGUGGCGGACGAAGACCUUGUUCACACAGAGGUCGUCUUUCCUUCUCGCAAGGGCUCUACCUUCAACGUCACUGCCAGUCCGAACCAUCGUUUCUAUUUUAGAUACGGCCAGACGCCUGAUAUUGUCACGUUGUUCAAGAGUUACGAUUCUGAGGUUGGCGUUGCCAGACGGAACCCGCACUCGGCGUUUGUUGACCCAACGACGGUAGACUGCUCAGACAGAGAAAGUUUCGAAAUCAGGGCGUACCUUUUCCACGAAUCACAAUAG